Aspergillus nidulans FGSC A4 is the source of this 1485-nucleotide messenger RNA. Its product is annotated as BUD22 family protein. The record is from RefSeq and is a predicted model, not a curated record. Lineage: Eukaryota; Fungi; Ascomycota; Eurotiomycetes; Eurotiales; Aspergillaceae. The transcript is spliced from 2 exons. Bases 1 to 1485 code for a protein of 494 amino acids.
AUGCCCAAACGCAAACUCUCCGACCUGACCGACACGAACGACACGGCGCAACCGCAGAAACCAAAGUUAUCUGAAAAGGAAUACCAACACCUGAAACUUCAAACGGCCCGGCUAAAGCAGAAGUUUGAGUUCGGGGUUACGUCGCUAUCGCGCGCACUCAAGACCGCUCGGGGCUUUGAAAGGCAGAAGCUCGGGAGGAGGCAGAAAGUCGCAAAGGGAGGACCAGGAACGGAGAUCGCAGUUGCGCAUGCGAAAAAGGCGAAGUCGAAACCAAAGUCGAAUGUUAGUCCUGAGGAGACUCUCAGGAGGAUCGAAGGGGAGAUUCAGGUCUUGAAGAGCCUCGACCCAACUACGACUGCGGAAAAAUAUCUCUUCAAGCAGCUAGCCAAAACGAAACGGAUUGCCGAGUCACCUGUUUUCUACCGUUUCAAACAAUCUAAAGAAAAGAAGAUCAAGCUUGAGGGACCAAAGAGUACGGAGGAAGCGAAUGUUACAGCGAGACUUUUUAAGUCGAAUCCCGUGCAGAAUGUCUUGCCGGGUAUUAUGGAGGGAUUAAGGGGAUUGUUUGGAUUGGAAGGAGCCGGGGCGAAGGGGAAAAAGGACGAGAGGGACGGUGGGAAGAGGAAGGCUGGAGAACAGGCUGGGGGUAGAAAGGAUGUUUCCGGGGAUGAGUCCGUGUCUGGGUCUGAAGAUGAGGAUGAGGCCGAUGCGCGAGACGCGCGAGGUCUGGAGCGGGAUAUAGACAUGAAGGAUGCAGAGAGUGGUGACGACGAAGAGGACUACUCGCACUUCGACGCACGACUAGCCUCAGACUCGGAAGACUCCAACGACGACCUCUUAAGUGAAGACAACGAUAAUACCGGAUCAAGACAUGCUCGCCGCUCCUCCAUGUCCAUCUCGCUCUCCCCAUCACGCUCGCCCUCCCCAUCGCAAUCGCCACCACCAAAGAAACCCAAGUCUACAUCCGCUUCCAAGACCCCCGCGACAAGCACAACCUUCCUCCCGUCCCUCAUGAUGGGUGGGUACUGGUCUGGUUCUGAGUCCGAGCCUGAGGAGCUCGAAGAAGCCCCGAAGCGGAAAAACCGGAUGGGCCAGCAGGCGCGUCGGGCACUCUGGGAGAAGAAGUACGGUGCUGCGGCGAACCAUAUAAAGGCGGAGCAGCAGAAGGGGCAGAAAGGUAAAGGAAAAGGGGGCAGAGAUGCCGGGUGGGAUUUGAGAAAGGGUGCUACGGGCGAUGGGGAUAGGGAUCGAGAUCGUGGAAGGAAGAAGUUCGGGACUGGGUCGAAUGCUAUGGCUAUGAGUGGGAAGGAUAGGUUUGGGAGUGGUACUAGCACCGCUAAAGAGAGAACGACUCAGGGUGCGAAGAGCAAGAAGACAAAGCCGCAGGAUGAUAAGCCAUUGCAUCCUUCUUGGGAGGCGGCGAGGAAGGCGAAGGAGCAGAAGGCGACGGCAUCGUUUCAGGGCAAGAAGGUUGUUUUCGAUUGA